AUGGGAAAUGCCUCUGAACCGUUAUUCAUAUCCAAGAUAUCCAAAGAGCACGACUUCCUGCUGGGGGUGUCGUACAGCGUGUUUGGUAUCUUCUCUCUGAUGGGAAACACAGUUCUGCUGUUUGUAGCUCAUCAGAAGAAAACAUCUCUGAAGCCGGCCGAGUUCUUCGUGGUGAAUCUGUCUAUCAGUGACCUGGGCAUGACCAUCUCGCUCUUCCCCUUCGCCAUUCCCUCAGCGUUCUCACACAGAUGGCUCUUUACUGAAGCGUUCUGUGUGUGUUACGCUUUCUGUGGCGUUCUGUUCGGACUGUGCAGUCUCAGCAAUCUCACCAUCCUGUCGUCCGUCUGCUGGCUCAAAGUCUGCUGCCCCAACUAUGGAAGCAAGUUCUCCUCGUCUCACGCCGUGCUCCUGGUGGUGGGGGUGUGGUGCUACUCCGCCGUCUUCGCCGUGGGUCCCGUCUUGGGUUGGGGCCAGUACACGUACGAACCGUACGGCACGGCCUGCUGCAUCGACUGGUUCGCCCCGCGCGAGAGCGCCCUCGCCAUGUCCUACAUCGUCUGCCUCUUCUUCUUCUGCUACGUGGUGCCGUGCACCAUCAUCUUCCUCUCCUACGCCUUCAUCCUGGUGACGGUGCGAGGGUCCCAACAGGCCGUGCGGCAACACGUGUCCCCUCAGAACAAGAUCCUCAACGCGCAGACCCUGAUCAUCAAGCUCUCCGUGGCGGUGUGUAUCGGCUUCCUGGUGGCGUGGAGUCCGUACGCCGCCGUGUCCAUGUGGGCGGCCUUCGUGGAUCCGGAUUCGGUCCCUCCGCUGGCGUUCAUGAUGGCGGCCGUGUUCGCCAAGUCCUCCACGCUCUACAACCCCGUGAUCUACCUGGGCUUCAAACCCAACUUCCGCAAGUCUCUGAGGAGGGACGCCGCCAAGUGCAGGCGGGUGCUGUGCCCGUGCCUGAACCACGCCAAGGUGGCGCAGAAAAGCACGGGGAGUUCUCAGAAUAACGGUCAGGACGACUGCCAGUCCACUCACCUCUCCAACGGACCUCACCGGAGCCACCGGACGUGCAGGCACUGUCCGGACCACGGUAACACCGAGUACUCAGGCUCGACCCCGCAGAGGACGGUUCGGAUCCUCGCCGGGAACGCGCACAGUGAGGUCGCGGUCAGUCAGCUCUCCGACGAGAUGCAGAGUGACUUCCUAUAGGGAACAUUCAGGACCUGAACUAUUUUAAAGCUUCAAUUCUUACAUCUGCGCCGUUUUGGAACCUCGUUCUGCUCUUGCUAUUAUUUUAUUUAAUGAUAUUAUUUCUAUUAUUUUCUAUUAUUCAUUAAUUAAUUCAUUUAUUUAUUUACUGUCUGUUUAUACAUU
Trichomycterus rosablanca is the source of this 1365-nucleotide messenger RNA. RefSeq names its product opsin 7, group member b (gene opn7b). Gene Ontology annotation, biological process: G protein-coupled receptor signaling pathway; visual perception; phototransduction. Gene Ontology annotation, cellular component: plasma membrane. The record is from RefSeq and is a predicted model, not a curated record. The transcript has 5 exons. NCBI's taxonomy places the organism in Eukaryota, Metazoa, Chordata, Actinopteri, Siluriformes, Trichomycteridae. Gene Ontology annotation, molecular function: G protein-coupled photoreceptor activity. The coding region runs from base 1 to 1200 and encodes 399 amino acids.